This is a messenger RNA of Suillus subaureus, 868 nucleotides long. RefSeq lists its product as uncharacterized. NCBI's taxonomy places the organism in Eukaryota, Fungi, Basidiomycota, Agaricomycetes, Boletales, Suillaceae. The record is from RefSeq and is a predicted model, not a curated record. The coding region runs from base 359 to 646 and encodes 95 amino acids. The transcript has a single exon.
GGUACGAGCAAUGUUGCUCCUUCAAGCCUGACCCCAAGGAACCUAUCUUCAUUAGUUCGAACUUCCAACAGUUAUUCUUUCGCUGAUGCUGGUCUCUGGAGCAAUAUUAACCCUACUCGAUUUCGUCAGUUUAUUUUCUGAGCGUACAGGACGUUUCCAAUAAACUGCGAUAAAAAGGUUUGCGUGCGAAAUAUUAGCCUUGCCGAGAGACUGCCGCGAAGGAAAACUUAUGGAGCGCGAUAACUCGGUGCAUCGACGACGUCAGCGCCAACGGAGCAAGAGAGAAUCCACAAUGAACCUCUUGGUAAGUGAGAGCUUCUGCUGCCCAUGUUCGCCCUAGUAUAGUCACUCAGUACGCAUGCUCGAUAUCGGUAAGUUUUUGCUUGUAAUAUUCUUUGCACUUUGUCGGCUCGGCACACUCAGUGCACUCCGACAUCUUCACGAGAUACCGCCGGCUUCGGGUGCUAUUGUGUCUAUCACGUCAUGCUAUGUUGCUGUACGUUCAACCAGUUCUGUUUCCUCUUUGCGGUUCUUUCCUCACUACUAUGGCGACCUCUGUUUCAUUUCACGGCGCUGUUGGACCACAAACUUCGACAACACCAUCGACUUUCUCUUCCCAGCAAUUCUCGAAGACGCUAUGUCUUGAUCGUGCAUUCCUUUCCUCUCUCAACGUCUAUGUCGAUGGUCUUUUAACGACAAAAUUCUAGACGAAUUACUGGGCAAUUUUCGCAAGUAUCGCAAUUGGUAUCAAUCACACAUUUCACUCACAAAACCAUGUAGUGUCUUAUUUUAGUUCAGACAGCCUGAAAGAAGCUGAGCAGACUCCAUUGAACGCACCAGAUUCCAGAACACACUAUCUGGCAAUGUU